Ixodes scapularis (black-legged tick) is the source of this 972-nucleotide messenger RNA. RefSeq names its product ubiquitin-conjugating enzyme E2 N. The record is from RefSeq and is a predicted model, not a curated record. NCBI's taxonomy places the organism in Eukaryota, Metazoa, Arthropoda, Arachnida, Ixodida, Ixodidae. Bases 132 to 587 code for a protein of 151 amino acids. The transcript has 5 exons.
GAGUACGAAACAGUGGCCAGUCGUUCGACCGGCCAAGUUGUGAUGUUCCCCGUGUGAGAGAGUCGUGCAGGGAGGGCGGCGUAUUUUUCUUUGUUCCCCCGUUAGGAAAAAAAGCCUAAUACUACUAAAUCAUGGCCGCUUUACCGAGGAGAAUCAUAAAGGAAACACAGCGACUGAUGGCCGAGCCCGUGCCAGGAAUCAGCGCUAUCCCCGACGAGAGCAACGCUAGGUACUUCCACGUCGUCGUGGCCGGCCCCGAAGGGUCUCCUUUCGAGGGCGGCGUCUUCAAGCUGGAGCUGUUCCUGCCGGAGGAGUACCCCAUGUCGGCCCCCAAAGUGCGCUUCAUGACCAAGAUCUACCACCCCAACAUCGACAAGCUCGGACGUAUAUGCCUGGACAUUCUCAAAGACAAGUGGAGUCCGGCGCUACAGAUCCGGACGGUGCUACUCUCGAUCCAGGCUCUGCUGAGUGCGCCCAAUCCGGACGAUCCCCUCGCAAACGACGUGGCUGAGCAGUGGAAGGUUAACGAAGCGGAGGCCAUCAGAACAGCGCGGGAAUGGACCAGGCUAUACGCCCAGAACGCCUGAGAGCGGGACGAGAGUGUUUCUUAGGAGAGCAGCGACCGCCGGAGACUCGCACCAAGUGCACUGCAGGGCCCCGGGGAGAGGACGGAGCAGCCUCCCUGCGGCCGAGCCAGGGGCCCCUUUCCACUUUGGUGUUUGUACACUUGCGUUUGCCCUCGAGCCGGCUCGCCUCGUGCCGCCUACACGGAACCUUCUUGUAAAUAAGUGCCGUUACUUUCCGCAGACUUGCCCCUCUUCUUUUUUUUUAACUUUGGAAUUAUUAGGAUGUCCUCUCGCCAGCGUUGGCUGCUUGGAUCGAAAAGAAACUGCAUCUAGGAAUUUUUCUGUUGAGUGCGUGACGGUCUUGUACAAAGUCUGAAAUAAAUCUUUUUUUCCCCCCUUUCUGAAA